UUCUCUACCCACCUUGGUGGAACUGGCACAACAAAAAGAAGCUGACAUUCAGAUUUCCUAAUAAUAUGGGAAUUUCAGCACAGUUUUUUCGUUGUUUAUCGGUUUCUGCAGAAAAGUAGCAGCGCUUUAUCCGCUUCGGUACCGCCAAACGGAAGUUGAAUUCUCGCCAUCAGAUAGCAUCGUGUUCGAUAUCACUGUGGCGACCACGGAAAGCGCCGCAAAGGGAUCGUCUCCGUCGAUCCUACCCAUAGAAGGUCGCAGGUGUACAGUGACGACGACGACGGGAUUGCAAGAUGUCGAUGGCUCAGGGAAACAACUAUGAUUACCAUCGAACAACGUUCGAUGGCGAACGAACUGAACGCUGUGUGUGCCUCGUUCGUACGAUGAAAUGGUUUCCGGUGCUGUUCAUCGCUUCUGUGAUCGGUUGGUCAUACUACGCGUUUGUGAUACAACUUUCGUUCUUUACCGUCACCAAUAUUGUUCAAAGGAUAUUGUUCCUGCUGUUCUAUCAUGGCGUACUGGUUAUGUUUCUGUGGUCCUACUACCAGACAGUAUUCACCGACAUCGGCCGAGUUCCGACCAGGUUUCGCGUUCCGAGGGCCGAGCUAGACCGAAUAGUGCGUGCCACGAACGAAGAGGAACAAAAGCAGAUUCUGGAAUCGUUUGCAAAGGAGCUCCCCGUCGUAACGCGGACAUUGAACGCAACGGUGCGUUUUUGCGACAAAUGCCGGCUAAUCAAACCGGAUCGGGCACAUCACUGCAGCGUGUGCGGCGUGUGCGUGCUCAAGCUAGACCACCACUGUCCGUGGGUGAACAACUGUAUCAACUUUACGAACUACAAGUACUUUAUCCUCUUCCUGGGAUAUGCGCUGCUAUACUGUUUGUAUGUAGCAUGCAGCACCAUUCCCUACAUGGAGCUAUUAUGGACGGGAAAAAUUGAUGGAAGAUUUCAUAUUUUGUUCCUGUUUUUUGUUUCCAUCAUGUUUGCGAUCAGUUUGGUUAGCCUGUUCGGCUACCACUGUUAUCUGGUGCUGCUAAACAGAACCACCUUAGAAUCCUUUCGUACACCAAUCUUCCGAUACGGUGGACCGGAUAAGAAUGGGUUCAGCCUGGGAAAGCUGAACAACUUUCAGGAAGUGUUUGGCGACGAUUGGCGACUGUGGUUCGUUCCGGUUUAUACCAGCCUUGGGGAUGGAAUAUUGUUUCCCACCCAGUCGCACCAUUUAGCAUCGAAUUCACCGCAUGAAGUUGGGUCGCCGGUAGCGCCACUGACCGCCAUCACCGGCGGCAUUCAAAAUUGUAACGGUGCGAUUGCGAACGGUGGCAGCACCGUCCGGGUAGAUCCCCAACUGUCUCAAACGAUCGUUCUAGAACACGUCGACGAAACUAAGGACGGCGGGGGUCACCGUCGCCCGGGGCAGCAACAGCCUGUGGCCAUGCCGCUCAGCACAAACGGCACUUUGCCGCUGCAGGAUACCAAAGAGCGCUUCGCAUCCUCCCAACCUCUUUAGUAAUUAUAGCGCUAGCGUUGCUGGUAGAGAGAGAGAGAAAGAGCUGUAAAGUUAAUGGUUCAAAGAAAAGAAACAUUAAACCCCGUAAAAAAUUUGCUCACUCGUGGGUCGUACUCACAGAAACUUCUAAUUCUGCAUCGUUUUGUGCAUUGCCUUACUCUCUUGAAUAAUAAUAAUGCAGCUAAUGGGAUUUUGUAAUCAAAAUAGACACUUUUUUUUGUUGUUCUUCGAUAGGAUUAGUCAUUAAGAACCUCAGUUUACAUCUAUAGAUAUAUACAUAUUGAAAGGGCUGCGUUUCUACCGUUUCUAUUACGUUUACGUUUAAUGAACGAUCGCAGAGUAUGUGGAAAUUACAGAUUUCGAGCGUUUCCAAACUUAAUGAAACUACGACGUAAGGUACAAAUAACAGAAUAACGGCAGAAGUUGGACGUUGGACGGUAGGAAAUAGGAACUGCCUUUAAGUGCGCUAGUAAUAACACGCUUUAUUUUGUCUAUUCUAUCUAAUUAACAAAUGAGCAGCUAAUAGAACUCGUGAGCGAGCAAACGGAUUGUCUCAACUAUCUUCCCGCAAAAGUAUUUGAUGAGCUCGGUAUUUUUUUAAGAACUGGAAAUAAAGAUUACCAAUUGACGCGAUGAA
This is a messenger RNA of Anopheles stephensi (Asian malaria mosquito), 2148 nucleotides long. Its product is annotated as palmitoyltransferase ZDHHC15. Gene Ontology annotation, molecular function: protein-cysteine S-palmitoyltransferase activity. The record is from RefSeq and is a predicted model, not a curated record. Gene Ontology annotation, biological process: peptidyl-L-cysteine S-palmitoylation; synaptic vesicle maturation; protein targeting to membrane. The transcript has 6 exons. Bases 294 to 1511 code for a protein of 405 amino acids. Lineage: Eukaryota; Metazoa; Arthropoda; Insecta; Diptera; Culicidae. Gene Ontology annotation, cellular component: endoplasmic reticulum; Golgi apparatus.